GGCAUUGGGGGAGAGACGGAGAGAUUUUCCCAACUUUCCUUUUAGAGGGUGUGUGUGAGAGAGAGAGAGAGAGAGGAUGGCUGCUGGGGCGAGAUAGAGACAGAUUUCCUGUGGUAGAGAGAUAGAAAACCCAGAGAGAGAAUGGACACCUUGGCACUAGAAGCCGCUCAGCCCAAGCGGGCUAUGAAUGCCCCCAUGCUCACGGGGCUCCCAGUGCCCAUGCCAGCCAAACGCAAACCCACCAAAAAAACUAAAAAAGCCGUUGUCUUUUUCGAGGUGGAGAUUUUGGACGCCAAGACCAAGGACAAGCUCUGCUUCUUGGACAAGGUGGAGCCGAAUGCAACCAUUGGAGAGAUCAAGUCGAUGUUCCACAAGAGCCACCCACAGUUUUAUCCUGCCCGACAGUCCAUCCGUCUCGACCCCAAGGGAAAGUCUCUGAAGGAUGAAGACGUGCUGCAGCACUUACCUGUGGGAACCACGGCAACCUUCUACUUUCGAGACCUGGGAGCCCAGAUCAGCUGGGUCACGGUGUUUUUGACUGAAUACGCUGGCCCACUGAUCAUCUACCUGAUGUUUUACUUCCGUGUGCCGUUUAUUUACCCGCCCAAAUAUGACUUCACCACGAGCAAGCACUGGGUCGUACACUUGGCGUGUAUGUGUCACUCCUUCCACUACGUCAAGAGACUCCUGGAGACACUGUUCGUCCACCGCUUUUCUCAUGGAACCAUGCCUCUACGCAAUAUCUUCAAGAACUGUACGUACUACUGGGGAUUUGCAGCAUGGAUGGCUUACUACAUCAACCACCCACUAUACACACCACCUACCUACGGAGAGCAGCAGGUGAAAGUGGCCCUCAUUAUUUUCCUGUUCUGCCAGAUCGGAAACUUCUCGAUCCAUAUCGCACUGAGAAAUCUACGACCACCAGGAUCUAAAACGAGGAAGAUCCCGUAUCCGACAAAGAACCCCUUCACCUGGAUCUUUCUGCUCGUUUCCUGCCCUAAUUACACAUAUGAGUUGGGCUCAUGGCUGGGCUUCACCCUGAUGACUCAGUGUCUGCCGGUGGCCUUCUUCACACUGGUGGGCUUCAUCCAGAUGACCGUGUGGGCAAAAGGGAAACACCGCAGCUACCUGAAAGAGUUCCGUGACUACCCACCUCUGCGUUCUCCAAUCCUGCCCUUCAUCCUGUAAAAACCACACCCACUACCUGACAUCACCUACAGAAGACCCUAUGCCCUUCCUGGUUCCGUUCCAUCUCGCCACGCUCCCUAAAGCCUUCACCAAGGGCUGCUUUCACAGCAAUGACAAUUUUAUUAGCUUGAUCUGAUAACUGAAUAAACGUGUCCAGGGGGUGGACGAGGGACGAGGUAAAGGGCUGCUGGUGAGAUUCUGGACUUGACUGUUCCUAAACCACUGUUGUGUUUAACACCUGUAAACUAAAACAUGCGUUGUGUGUGUUUUUUUUUUUUUUUUUCCCAGCUCAAAUUAUUCAUGCAGUAUUCAUGGACGUGUAGUCUAAUAAAGAUUAAUAAAACAAAACAUUUUAUGA
Messenger RNA from Neoarius graeffei (lesser salmon catfish), 1546 nucleotides. RefSeq names its product trans-2,3-enoyl-CoA reductase b (gene tecrb). Gene Ontology annotation, molecular function: oxidoreductase activity, acting on the CH-CH group of donors. The transcript is spliced from 11 exons. NCBI's taxonomy places the organism in Eukaryota, Metazoa, Chordata, Actinopteri, Siluriformes, Ariidae. The coding region runs from base 142 to 1188 and encodes 348 amino acids. The record is from RefSeq and is a predicted model, not a curated record. Gene Ontology annotation, biological process: very long-chain fatty acid biosynthetic process.